CAUACGUUUGUUAUUGCAUCUUAGUAUAUUUGACUUUAAUACCUUCUAAGUUAAAGUUUUUAAUAAUUAUGGUCAUUCCCCACUCUGAUUGGUCAUUUACAAAAAUGUAUAGCAAAAAUUGUCAAAAUUAUUGCAGCUCAGCAUCAAAUAGAUAAUCAAGCUAAGAAUAGUCGUGUGAAUGAUUCCAAAGUGAAUUUCGUUGUAAGACUGAAUGCUACUGAUUCAAGUGUCUAAUUACAGACAUUCCAAAAAUGUCUCCCAGUUCUGUGAAUCAUGCUGCUCUCUUGGUAGUAACUUUCGUUUCAGUAGCGAAAUGUCUCAUCAAAUACAAUAGCGUCAUCCUGUCGAAACCAGAGCAUUAUUAUUUUGAAGAGGAGUUAACUGCGAAAGGCAUCAUUCCGGAGGUUGUGCCACGAGCACCGUUUAGAAUAGUUUAUCUUGAAUAUCUCAAUAAAAAUCAUUCCGUUUUACCGGGCGCCAAAUUUAUGGUAGGACGACCAGACGGACCGGUUGCUAAGGAACCAUAUAAUGUUACAUGGGGAGCAAAUGCAACUGAUAUAUACACACUGUGCCUAUUUGAUUUUGAUGCCCCUGUGCGAGCAGCUCCAGUCUUACGGAGUUACAUACAUUGGUUAGUCGGGAACAUACCUGGAGCAGGCGUGAAAAAUGGAGAGACAUUUUUUGAAUAUUUUCCUCUGAGAGCCCGUGCUGACACAGGGACUCAUAGAUACGUCAUGCUCAUUUGGAGGCAGCCAAAAAUCUUGGAAUUCAAAGAACCGUAUCGCAACGGAACAGAUGAGGAUGAUCGUGUCGAUUUCAGCAUAAAUGAAUUUGAGAAGAAGUACCAACUGGAACCUCCGAUCGCUCUCACAUACUUCGAGUGUGAAUAUGAUCACACGAUUAAGAACCCACACUUACGAUACGACGACGAGGAAGUGAAGAGGAAGAACGAAGAACUGAGGAAAAAUGCGAAACCAUAUGACGAUUUGACAGAAUGGGUGGGAUAAUGUCGAAACUGUGAUAAAAAUUGUCAAAAUAUUUUUAAAAUAUAUUCGAAGAAAUACUUACAAGA
This is a messenger RNA of Bemisia tabaci, 1072 nucleotides long. Its product is annotated as OV-16 antigen. NCBI's taxonomy places the organism in Eukaryota, Metazoa, Arthropoda, Insecta, Hemiptera, Aleyrodidae. The record is from RefSeq and is a predicted model, not a curated record.